AUGGAAAUUGAAAAUAAUAGGUAAAAGCCAAACAUUUUGAUUACUGGAACACCAGGAGUUGGAAAAAGUACAUUAGGAAAAUUAUUAAGUGAACAUAUUGAUGGUCUUUAAUAUGUUGAUGUUGGAUUGUUAAUAAAUUAAAAGAAAUUAUAUAAGGAAUGGAAUUAAGAAUUUAAUGUACCUGAAUUUGAUUAGGAUAUGGUAUGUGAUGAAUUAGAAAAUGCUAUGUAAACUGGAGGAAUGAUAAUAGAUUUUCAUACAUCUUCAUUCUUUCCUGAAAGAGUAAUUGAGAGAUAUAAAUUUAGUGGUUUGAUUUGGUUGUGUUAUUAAGGACUAACAAUACUGUUUUAUAUGAUAGACUAAAAGCCAGAGGAUAUGAAGAUAAAAAGAUAACAGAAAAUAUAGAGUGUGAAAUUCUAGAUGUUAGUAAAGAUGAAGUAGAAAGGUUGUUUUAUAUUGUAAUUAUGUUUAGUUCUUAUAAAUAAAAUAUUAUUAUGGAAUUGAAUAAUGAAGAAGUACCUUAAUUAGAGCAAAACAUUUUAUAAAUUAUUGAGUACUUAAAACAAUGGAAAUAAAUGUAAUUGUAAAAGUAAUAGCAAUAAUAAAUCUAAUGA
Paramecium pentaurelia is the source of this 614-nucleotide messenger RNA. Lineage: Eukaryota; Ciliophora; Oligohymenophorea; Peniculida; Parameciidae. The record is from the annotation of a GenBank genome assembly.